AUGGCCUACAACAAGAGCUACAACCCUGAUGCGCUGCCAGCGCACGCUGAGCCCGAGCAGGUCGCGCAGUUGAUAGGGAACUUGCAGGCAACUGGAGGCCACAGUCAAAACCAAAAGCCUCUUCCCUCUCGCCCACCACCACAGUCAGCCUCUAGCGGUGGAGUACCCCCGCGAGUGCCCGUCUCCAAUGCUCCCCCACCGCACGCAUACAACAACGCCCCUCCUGCCAAUUCCUACAAUGGCCGACCCUCGCCCGCGAAUGCCCCUCCCCCAAACCAAGGCCAAUACCGACCGCACCCGUUACAUCCCUCUCCACCCCCUCAGAACUACGGCCACGGUCCCCCUCCAUCUCAGCCGCAGCGUAACCGACCCCCGCCCGUCUCGCGCCCUCCUCCAUCCCCCCACCCGCCCCCUCUGUCUGCCCCCGGCGAUGACCCACAACAGCUCUUCCCUCUCUUCCGCGCCGCCAACUCGUCGCAUAGCGGCUCGCUCACGGAGAACGAGCUCGGCUCUGCCCUGGUGAACGGCGACUACACAUCUUUCCACCCCCGCACAGUGAAGAUGAUGAUCCGAAUGUUCGACCGGGACGGGAACGGCAUCAUCAACUUUGACGAAUUCGUCUCAUUGUGGAAAUACCUUGCCGCAUGGCGGGAGUUAUUCGACCGAUUCGACGAGGACCGCAGCGGGCGGAUCAGCUUGCAGGAGUUUGAGAACGCGCUGGUCGCGUUCGGGUAUCGACUCACGACGAAGUUUGUGUCCGUGCUGUUUUCUGCGUUCGAAAGUAAGGCAAAGCAGGUUAGUGGCCCUCAAGGGCCGCAGAGGAGUCCUGGGCAGAAUGGGAUGAGCUUUGAUUUGUUUGUGCAGGCUUGUAUUAGUUUGAGGAGGAUGACGGAUGUGUUCAAGCGGUAUGAUGAGGAUCGGGAUGGGUAUAUUACUGUGAGCUUUGAGGAGUUUUUGACUGAGAUCAUCCUGCUGCAGGAUUAA
This is a messenger RNA of Penicillium daleae, 984 nucleotides long. RefSeq names its product EF-hand domain-containing protein. The transcript has 4 exons. Gene Ontology annotation, molecular function: calcium ion binding. The record is from RefSeq and is a predicted model, not a curated record. The coding region runs from base 1 to 984 and encodes 327 amino acids. Lineage: Eukaryota; Fungi; Ascomycota; Eurotiomycetes; Eurotiales; Aspergillaceae.